Molecule: messenger RNA, 2925 nt
Organism: Closterium sp. NIES-65
Lineage: Eukaryota; Viridiplantae; Streptophyta; Zygnematophyceae; Desmidiales; Closteriaceae
Source: the annotation of a GenBank genome assembly
AUGAUCCUGAUCCGCGGUGCGAGUCUUCGCGCCGCCAGGACGGCGUCGAAGGCGGACUAUCUGGUUUUCGGGUCGGCCUUCGGCUUCGAAGCCCUCGCCAUCCCCCUGUGCACCGGGGGCGGACCUCUUCCCGGCAGGCACUGCAGCGUCCUGCUUGUUGUGCGCCCUGGCGACCUGCUUUUGCCCGACGAGGAGGAGAUCGGGACGUUCUACCGCCACCUCGACCCCAAGACCUCCUCCAAGCGGCACGAGGAGGAGGCGGCCAACGUUAUGAGGUUUUUCGUCGAGUGCGCGAAGGCGGAGUUGAACCGUGAGGGAAGGCAGUGGACGGCUGCGCCUCCUUCCGCCGAAAUCCUCUCCGAACGUCUGGAGAGUCUUGCCGCCCCCAUCCGUGAUGUGAGUUUCCAACGUCCAUGUCCCCUUGUCGCCUGGGCUAUCGUCGUCGAGGCGUCGACUCACCCUUUUCGUCGGCGCCAUGUGCUUCGGAUGUUGAUGCAGAAAUUGCCCGACAUCCUCAAGGAGGAGGUCGCCGGCUCGGGGCUGUUGGCGGUCAACGCGUUCGCGUGGUCUUUGGAGCAUCUCGACGACGUGUUUCGCAGCUACGAUCCGCUCAUCGUCGAGAACCCGAAGAUGGUCGGCUUGAAGGCGCUCCGACUGGAGCUGCUGCACCACGCGGAGAAGGCCGCGUCGAACAGAGGGGAGGCCGCGUUGACCGUGGCCCGUGGCGUCGAAACCGGCAUCGCUAUGGGUGGGGAGGAGGAGCACGAGAGGGAGGACGUUGAGGGGGGCGGGGAGCACGACGGUGGCUCGGAAGAAGAGGAGGAGGACGUGGAGCGUGAGGAGGACGACGUGGUUGUCACCGGCGAAGAGGAGGCAGUGCAGUUCGCCGGUGAGAAGGUUGCGGAUAUGGGCGGCGGCAGCGGACCCAAGUUGGGCAAGAAGGCCUGGGGCAGCAGUGACUCGACCCCGCCUAGGAUGGCGUCAAAGGCGGCUAUCGAGCGUCUGAAGGCGGCGGAGAGGGAGAUCAAGAAGCUGAGGGAGGAGAAGCUGGUGGCGGAAAAGAGGUUGGAGUUCCAAACGGCCCGGAAUGACACGAUUUACGGCGUGGUCACCUCGGCCGUGAACAAGCUCACUACAGUCGCCGAGGGCGUGACCCAUCUCGAGCAGACGUCGGGGAGGAGCAUCCAAACGGCGGUGGACGCUGUGAGGGCGGUCGUGCAGGAGGCGGUGAGCUAUCGCGGCUCCACCCUCGAAUUCAUGAACACGCAGUGGCUGCCCACCGUGCAGGCCCUGCACUUGACGGCUACUGCUGCACAGGGUAGGCGACGGGAGGACGACCUCCUGCUGCUUCGAGGUGUGGCAUAUUCUCUCGGCCAGAACAUCAAAACAGUCGUGUCUGCCGAGGUGAAGGCCGCCAUGGAGGGCGAGGCGCAGCGGAUCGCCGCUGCCGUGACUGCGAAGGUCGUCCAAGAGCUUAGGGACGACCUGGUGAAGGCGGUCACCUCCGCGACCCAACAGGGCAUUGGCACCGCCGGCAACCAGGUGGUCGACCAAAGAGCAGAGGCAGCGAACGUCGCGGCGGCGACUGCAGGGCCGAGUGGCUCAACGGUGGAGGCGGCUGUGUGGAGAGCGGCAGAAGAAGCCGGCGGGGUGGACGAAGAGAUCCUCGCCAGCAUCGUGAUGCCGGACCCGGAAAUCGAGGUCAUGCGGGAGAAACUACAAGCAGCAGCUCCCACCGUGGGAGCGCAACAGGGUGCACCAGCCGCCUCGACUGCUCCUGCGGAGGACCAUAGCGCGGCUGGCGCCAAAUCUCCCCCGGCCACAACCGGUGAGGUCGGCGAUGGGAAGCAGAGGCGCAAGGGCAAGGACAAGGCGAAGGGCGGCCCGCCGAAGGUCGGCUCUUCCAAGGGGACGUCCAAAGCGGCCGCGCAGGGUCGGAAGGGUUCAGGCGUCCGCGUUGACCCUUCAACUGGGCUGGCCGUCUCGGAGAUGAAGUUUGGGAAGAAGAGCCGUUACAUCUGCCGGUCGAUGGACAAGUCCGAGGCCGCCUACUGCAUCGCUGUCGCCGUUUCGUCGUUCGACGGCUUCGUCAGCGACGUGGCUCUCGACGAGUUCGGUGGGGUCAAGGAGGAAGUGAUGGCGCAGUAUAAGGCGGACUGGAAUGUGGCGCGAUUGAUUCCGGGGGGCAUGUGGAUGGUCAUGUGGAGCCGAGGGGCGAACGUCUUCCGCGACAGGUUCCAACAGGUGGUCGCGGAAUACAACAGGAUAACCGGAGCCGACCGCGCAGCUCUCAUGUUGGCUCUUCGCCCGGCGGUGUGGUUCGGCGACCUUCCGGAGUCGACCGAGCCCGAUAAGGCCGCGAAGAAGAAGGUGGCGAGCGACAUGAUCGCACGCAUUUCGAUGUGUGCCGCCUUCGCACCGGUGGCCGCGAAAGUGUUGCCCAUUCCGGGCGUCGGGUCGGAGCGGUUGUCCGAGAUCCUCGCCGGUACUGCGGCCGCGGUGUGGUGUUUUUCGGAGACCAAUGCCACGGCGGAAGUAGCGGCCGGCGAAGGGGGGGCGGCAGCGACCGUGCGCGGAGCGUCCAACGAGUUCGCGAGUCGGUGUCGGACCGUCAUCGAGGCGGUGCUUAAGCGGGCGGCCUCCCGGGAGGUCGUCGUAGGGGAGGUCGCCGAAACGGUGACGAAGGACCUGCGGGCGGCUGUGCUGAGGUCGCUGCCUAAGGUCGGAGAGGAGCGCGAGCACGACGAGCUGAUCGCCCGUGUCAUGAUAGAGAACCUUGCCUUCUGGGGGGACUGCAAUGUCGGAGGCCCGAAGCUCAAGGCUCGCGGCGUCGAUUUGCCUAUCGACCCCCAGAUGAAGGUUAUCAUUCGGGACAGGGGGGCGAGGGGGCAGCAGCACAAAGGGAAGCAGGUCGCCGACGCCUAG